Paecilomyces variotii is the source of this 1959-nucleotide messenger RNA. RefSeq lists its product as hypothetical. Lineage: Eukaryota; Fungi; Ascomycota; Eurotiomycetes; Eurotiales; Thermoascaceae. The record is from RefSeq and is a predicted model, not a curated record. The transcript has 2 exons. The coding region runs from base 1 to 1959 and encodes 652 amino acids.
AUGGCGCACGAUAGCAGUCCGACAUAUUCAAUAUCUUCCACUUACUCACGGCGGAGUAAACAAUCACAAGGCUCACUCUCGUUUCUCCCUUCAACAGUGUACCGCUCAGAACAACGAGAAUAUCCCAGCUCACAGGUCAGGCACCCAUCAUAUCGAGGAAACAUCUGGGUAUCUCCAUUUCGUUCAGUGCGGAAAAUGAAGGAACCAUUCCAGCUGGUCCUGCCGACUUCUCCGUCUCUCGAAAGCACCCGGUGCAGUAGGAAAGGGAGCAGGAAAGAGAGCCCCCCGAACAGGUUUCCGACCCUGCGCGCAUGUCAUUCAGAUCAGCAUCUGGUAGUGGGAGCUCUCGAGUCAUUUGGUCUACUUCCGAGUCCUAGUCUGUCAGACUCACGGAUGCUGGGUCCGUCGUCGCCGGUCGAGCGUUCAGAAUUCGAGUUUGAUGUAAAGAGUGACCGAAGUUCUCCCAUAAUUAUCCAGAGCUAUUCGAGUGAUGGAAAGAGCUGCGUCGGCAGUGCUGAUAGCACUUACGAACCAAAACAAGAACAGCUAGCAACAAGCAAGGCAGUAUCGGACGUGGAAAUGGAAAUGGAAACACCAACCGUUGUGGAGCAUCAGCAGUCUGAUAUCAAGCGAGAGGAUGGAAAUGAGAUGACCGAUGACAUUGCACCGGAAGUGACUGCCAAAGUAGCCUCUCCGCCUGCUGAGUCCACUGAAUAUGACACUUCUCCUGGGACCUCCGGUGAUACCAAGACACGAACUCGGAACGAUACUUUCUCGAGUGAAGCAAGCUGGGUUCCAGCCAAUCUAUCUUACUGUGAAACUUGGCUCCAAGGCGUACCACUAUCGACACCAGAUCGUCUUGAUGGGAAGACCAAGGAAAUGAAUCGGCGCAAGUGUCAAAUAGUGCAGCAGGGUCGCAAGCCUGUUAACCUACGGAUUGACACUCAGAUUGCUAACCAGCAACCGGUGAGAUACGCUACUCUUGCCAGCAAGACGAAACCAAAAUUAGUAGACAUCUCCAGGCGCUCCUCCUCCGCCACAAGUUAUUCAGUGCCAAUUCACAUGGCAUUAUCUGCCCGGAGACCGUCGACUCCCAACCAGCGGCCUUACGAGAUAUCCGCUUUCAGCCCGGAUACACCGCCUGAGAUUCCUGAUAGCGGAUACAUCAUUCAAUCGAAUCGCUCGUCUGAAAAUAGUCGUGCCACCGAGGACGACGAUGCAUUGAGCGAUAUCGCAGAGACCGACAUAAUCGGUACUUUUGACCUUGAUCUAAAUACACAGUCGCCCACUGCUAUCACGAAACCAUGGGCAGUAAAAGCCCCGGCCACUUCAUCCUAUGAUAACUACCCUCGCUCCCCGGCUGAGGACCAGAGCCCGAAGCCCCCAAGUCCCAAACUUCAAAGCCCUCCGCUUAUAUCAACCCACCAGGAUCUGUGCGAUCAGGAAACACUCGAAAAGUGGUGGGACUACGAAUGGACACUCGACCAGCUUGAGCUGUCGGUGAAGAAUUUCCCCGCCUCUCCAUUGACUCUCACCUCACCGGUGAUUAUCCUCCUGAGACAAAACGACGAGAAAGCGUUGCUCAGACCUUUCCGAAAGAUCUUUCCGGGAAUUAAGGAACCUCUCCUUGGGUCUCUUUGUGCUACCUUGAUCGCACGGAACUAUCUUGUAUCUAUGGCUGGCUCACAUCGCCGCAACAGCUCUCUGUCCGCGGGAACCACUACACUAUCCCGCCUAGAUAGUGUGCCGGAAAAGGCGCGAGCUACCCUGGGACUCCAAUUCCAAAACCCCUCUCACGGGCGCUUCUCUGGACGGCUCAUAAGCUCGCGCAGCAUCGAGGUUCGUAAGGGCCUCGAUCGUAUUAUUGAUCACUUGUUCUUGAAGAUCUGCGGCCGGUCCGACGAGACUUUGAAGACAUCCGUUACUGUCCUAACGCAGGUCCUCGAAACGAAGGCAUGA